AUGCUAUAUGUAUCAGUGGAGGGCCAAUGUCUCAAAACUACGCUCAGCAUACUUACUAUAUUCAAAACAACAUCAAUGGUUAACAUAACACUUGGGUUGUUUGCAAGCUGUGGAAUCAAUAGUAAGGUUCGGCUGUACAUGAGAUUGUAUCUUCUUGUAAGCAUUCUCCUACUCAUCGGCAUGUCAGCUAUCGUUCUCUACGUUAAGAUCAGCUACCAGAGUGAUGUCUCAAAAGCUCUAGGCGUUGCAUACAACAUAGCACAGGCAGAAAACAUCAUUCUCCAUUACUUGGAGUGCUCAAAUCAAAAAGCAUGCACUGCACAGAUCAUGAGUAUCAUCAAUCACAUUCGCUACUAUUACCUGAUAAUAUCCAUUCCCUCAAUACUCCUCAACCUCCUUAACAUUCUAUUUGCAAGAAUCGCACUAAGCAUCAGCAUAGAAUAUGCUCCUCCAAAGCCACCAAGCUUCGUUGAGAAAAACAGAGUUGGAAUGAACACCGUAUCAUUAAGAAACAGGCGUGUUCUUUCUGCAUCUACAUCCAAUGCCUCAAACAGCUGA
Ordospora pajunii is the source of this 558-nucleotide messenger RNA. RefSeq lists its product as uncharacterized. The transcript has a single exon. The coding region runs from base 1 to 558 and encodes 185 amino acids. NCBI's taxonomy places the organism in Eukaryota, Fungi, Microsporidia, Ordosporidae. The record is from RefSeq and is a predicted model, not a curated record.